Maniola jurtina (meadow brown) is the source of this 1001-nucleotide messenger RNA. RefSeq lists its product as uncharacterized. NCBI's taxonomy places the organism in Eukaryota, Metazoa, Arthropoda, Insecta, Lepidoptera, Nymphalidae. The record is from RefSeq and is a predicted model, not a curated record. The transcript is spliced from 3 exons. The coding region runs from base 78 to 647 and encodes 189 amino acids.
CAAGCAUUGUGUUAAUUGAAAAAAUUGUAUAUAACCGUAAGAGCAAGGGAAAAUUUCGUUCAUACUGCGAAACAGCAAUGGGUAAUCUACAAGUGAUUGUCAUUGUUGCAUUAGCAAUUUUAUGGAUAAACAUAUCAAACGCGCAACCAGUAAAAGAAACCUAUCAACAACAUAUUAAUUUUGAUCAUGGUUUAAAGAGAAAAGAUGGCAACGGAGAAGUGGCAGUGGCAAAAAGAAAGGAUCAUUUAGAUGACAAUGUGAUCACCGAUGAUAUUACACUGGGGCAAAAGGCGAUACCAAGUAUAUCGGGGCAUGACACGGGUGAGGAGAGGACAUCGAAUAUAAUUGGUAGUCGUCGCGGGGGUAGGAGAAUGAAAUGUGUCCAAAUUAAUACAUUGAGCGCUAAAAAGAAAAAGCUUUUGUCAACAUUUAGUAACUCAGAAAUACUGUUAGCACUUCACGAAAGAUUGAAGAACCCCUUGAAAAGGAAAGGGGGACGUAAACCUAGACCUAGACCUGGAACUGGACCUAGACCUAUACCCGACCCACCAAUUCAAGCUAACUAUGAAAUAGGUUUUCAAACUUAUGUAACUAAUACCAUGUCACCCGAUACCGACAACGGAUCGGAUAACGUGGAAAGGCUCUGAGGACACAAGCCUUCCUUCCACACCCCGUCUUCAGCCUCUCUCGUCCAGCCAUAUAACUUCACCCUCUUCAUAAAAAAAAAAUUCAUUAUAUUAUUAUCUUUUGACGGUUCACGAAACACCCUUGGUCUCGUUAAUAAUUUCGAGCUGCUAGGACCAAGCAGUUCAAAAUUAUUUACGAGGAACUAAAUCGUUCCGUACGUGCCUAUGGAAUUUCAACUAUAUACGGGACCUUGACGAAUUCAUUAAAUCGUACAAACCGUAGAAUUCGUAUAAUAAUCGUUUCAUUUUUCAAUAUGACGUAAAGACUACGCUAUCAUGUACCUACCCAUUCCAAAAUAAAACUAUUUGAAACUA